AUUUGAAGUUUGUCGGACGGAGGAGAAACAGAACGUCGGCCUGAAGCUGAGACGGCACGCGCCGGAAUAACAGUCUCGUGGCGUCGCCGUUGAGGCGCCACCGUCUUUGAAAUCGUGUAUGGGCGUCGGUAUAGUGGAAGGACGCCGGUGGCGAUUGGUCGACGAAGAGACGGUGGAUUGGAUGAAAAUGGAGAAUGGGCAAGGCAAGGUUGUCAGGCUGGUCGUUGCGCCGAGUCCGUAGCAGCCACACCCACCGAGUGCCUGUGGUGGCCCGUCCCCGUUGGGACCCGCUGGCACGCCGCUCGAGCCGGCCCUGACACAUUCGACAAGCGGCGCCGUAACGGGAAGCAACGCGCGGCUGGGGACCUCGAAGGACCUCUCUUCUGGUCACGGGACACCCUACCAGGACACUUUCGUGUCGACGAUAUACGCACCGCGCUAUCGUCGCGCGUCGCCCUCAGCUACUCAGAUUACCAGCCCGCUGCUCCACUCGACGCCUCGUAUCGAGCCUCGAUCGCAUCAUCCCAGGUGGAUCGUUCCCUGGAUCUCGAAGGAGCCGCGCGCCAAGGGUACACUCGCUUGGGGACCUCGACCCGCCGACAAGAUCCCCGCCGAUCUUUAUCGACUCUUUUUCUUUUUUUUUUUUUCUUCUCGUUUACCAACGCGUGCACCGAGUGACUAUGGAGAGUGAGGAAGUUUAGUGAGAAGCGUCGAAAACCAGCGAAAACUGAGACUUGUUGUGACACUGUUGCACAUUGAGAAGAGACGUCACUGCGAAGUGAGAAAGCGAGUAAGUGGUGUGUGAUACUGAUAUCGUAGAGAGGGGAGAAGGCCGACAGUAAAAAAGAGAAAAGAAAAGAAAAGGAAAGAAAAGAACAGAAAGAAAGAAAACUUUGAUUCUGAUGAUCUAGAAUCGAAGAGAGAGAGAGAGAGAGAGAGAGAGACACGCGUGUGCGCCGACACGCUGGCGAUCGGCCAGCGAUCGAAUCCGAUGGUGCGGACAAAUUGACGCUGAUGAGCAACCGGCGAGGAGGAAUCGAGGUCAGAGGACUCGAUUGAUGGUCUCCCGUGAAGAAACGUGGCGGUGGAGAGGAGCGUUCUGACCGAGAGGUUACGGUCUCUCUCGAUCAGCCGCGAAGAAGGUUCUCGCGAAGGGUGGCAACGAGAAGGAGAAAGCCUGUUGCCCCAGGAGAGUCCGUACGGCCUCACGACGCGGUCCGACGAGUGGAGCGGUCUCCUGCCCAGCUCCACGAUCGUGGGUGCUGGGGGGUCGCCAUGGCUCGGACUGGGCGCAGGGGGUGGCACGGGGGCCACCACCGGCGGCGGGAGCCCCGUCGAACUCGAAGGCCACUGGGGACGUAAGCUGUACGGGGCGAGUGUAGCUCCACCACCGCCGCCGCCUCAUCACCACCCGCGGGCGCCUCUCGUUUUCGCGCCUCAGGACAUGAGGCAAAUACUCAAGGAGGAACCCGUGCCACGUGCCUGGCCACAGCCCGCGCUUGCCGACAACGGAACGGUUGGCGUGGGCAGAGCGCACUUUGAGAAGCAACCGCCGAGCAACUUGAGGAAGAGCAACUUCUUUCAUUUCGUGAUCGCUCUGUACGAUCGACACGGCCAGCCGAUCGAGAUAGAGAGGACGUCCUUCAUGGGUUUCGUCGAGAAAGACCAGGAGUCUGAAGGCCAGAAGACAAACAAUGGCAUUCAGUAUAGCCUGCAUCUGCUGUAUUCCAACGGUGUCAGGCAGGUGCAGGACAUCUACGUGAGGCUCAUCGACUCUGCAACGAAACAGGCCAUCAUGUACGAGGGUCAAGAUAAAAAUCCCGAAAUGUGCAGGGUCCUUCUCACCCACGAGGUGAUGUGCAGUCGGUGUUGCGACAAAAAGAGCUGCGGAAACAGAAACGAGACGCCGAGCGACCCUGUAAUUAUCGAUCGAUUCUUCCUCAAGUUCUUCCUCAAGUGCAACCAGAACUGCCUUAAGAACGCCGGCAAUCCACGCGAUAUGAGACGCUUCCAAGUGGUCAUUUCCACGCAAGUAGGAGUAGAGGGACCACUGCUGGCCGUCUCGGACAACAUGUUCGUUCACAACAACAGCAAACACGGGCGUAGAACGAAACGAUUGGAUCCCAGUGAUCCCGGAGAGUACAACAGUCUUUACACGCCUGUACCUCUUCAAACGCCGUGUAUAAAAGCGAUAUCGCCGAACGAAGGUUGGACAUCUGGCGGAUCCACGGUAAUAAUCAUUGGAGAGAAUUUCUUCGAUGGACUUCAAGUCGUUUUCGGCUCGAUGCUGGUUUGGAGCGAGCUAAUUACGCCAAACGCAAUUAGAGUACAAACUCCACCACGGCAGAUACCAGGCGUCGUCGAGGUCACGCUGUCCUAUAAAACUAAACAAUUCUGUAAAGGAGCGCCUGGUAGAUUUGUUUAUGUUUCGUUAAACGAACCGACGAUCGACUACGGCUUCCAAAGAUUACAGAAGCUCAUUCCUCGGCAUCCAGGGGAUCCCGAGAAAUUACCAAAAGAGAUCAUACUGAAAAGGGCAGCGGAUCUUGCAGAAGCCUUGUACAGUAUGCCGAGAAGCGGAAACGCCGGAAUCACCGGAGCGCCAAGGAGUCCGGGAUCGGGUCAUCCACCUGCACCACCGACCUCCAGUUCGGCAACAGCGUUCAACUCGUAUACAGGACAACUGGCAGUGACGGUACAAGAAAACGGUAGCGCGACGAAGUGGACAGACGACGGUAGUUCGGUGACGACAGGAGCCGGUGCUGGAGGCGGUGGCGGCGGCGGUGGUAGCGUCGGAGGAAGCGUCGGUGGCAGCGCCGACGCCUACAGGCAGAGCAGCAGCGCGAGUCCACGUGGGGUCGUGACCGGUGGUGGUUAUUGCGGAAGUUCGGCUAGUACACCUCACAGUCACAGCACGAACGGAAGUUACUCGGUAGCCAAUCCGUAUACCGGUAGCCCGACACUUUAUACAUCGCUGGGUAUGUUGCAGGACUAGGAGAGGUUGUUGGUUCACCGUUCAACAUGAAUCCAUUUAUGUUGCCCACCUGCAGUCAAGGAUAUUCAAACGCCGCCAGCCCGUUGCUCUCGUCGAACGGCAAAUAGUGUUACGAGAUGUAAGCUCCGGCGAAAAUAUCGAGGGGCUAUGUGUUCACGGAAGCGAAAUCCACCGAUGCAUCGCAGGAUUUCAGCGAAUUUUCAUAUUCUGAUAAUCAUCGUACUCGCGAUUGACAAUCGCUUUCAUGAAACGGAAUCGGUCCUCUCGACUCACACUUUACUUUCCCCUCCCCUAGUUACCGCGCAAUAGAAGAGGAGAUCGCCGCGGAGAACCGUCUGCGCAGUCAUUUUCGUCGGAGCUGAGCGAUGAAUUUAGUUCCAGCGCGAGAGUAUAUUGAAAAUCAGUGCGAAAAGAAAUUGACGACAACAUUUUAUCUAUCGUUAAUGAUGAUCAAAUAAGUUAAGGAAUGAUACAUAUCGAAGCACGUAGGGGUGUUUUCUUCGUCUAUUGACAUAGUCGUUCGGUUCGGCACUUGUAAUAAUGACACUAAUUCUUUCGUAACUAUUUCCAAACACUCUUCAUUUUUUUUUUUUUUUUUUUUAUAUAAAAUUGCAAUCUGCAUAAAAGUUGAUUUGAAAUUUUUUUGAACGAAAGAAAAACAAAUGCCAAUAAAAUAACGAAGUUGAAUAUAAACGGAAGAUCCGUUUAUCAAUCGAGAUGUUACAAUUUCACGGAACGUGAGAAAGUUAAAUGGCAACUGAACUCAUUGAACUCUUUUCAAUAAGCAACCGAACGAUUAUUCUCUUUUCGUGUCUCCGAUAUCGCUAUUUUGAUUCUAGCUAUGCCGAUACGAAAAGAUCAUUCUCAUCGAUAGAGUCGAGUACCUCCUCUGCCCUGCGUCUCCUCUCGUAUACGAAAUUAUUAGAAAUGUUCUCAAACUUACGACAAACUAUUUUCACGGUGUUUUGUCUUCGACUUUGCAGUACGACGUUUCCGACGACAUGAUCGUCUAGCUGUUCGAAAGUUACGGAAGAGGCAAUAGUAUACGCAGGCGGGGACGUUCACAGGGUGCUGAGCAAUUUUAUAUCAAAGCUAGCAAAGAGGCUAAUGAAAGUCUAGGAAAAGGAAAGAAAAAAAAAAAAAAUAAUAACACCACUAGACGGACAUAUCGCUUAUCAGUGAAUAACAGACAUCAUAGUUUUAGAGAGCAUUUUCGAGUUUGAAAUUUUAUCUUCCUACCCGUACGUUUUAAGAGACUAACCAAUAUCGGCUAGGUAGUGUAACGUUUAACUUGUAAUUUGUAAAUUUCCUUGUAAAUAUUGUUGCGAUGUACAAAAGGAUUAAAAAAAAAAAACAAAACUAUUUCCAGGAAUCCAACGAAACGAUAUUAACAUGAAUAUAGGACGAAAAUUAUUAUAUAUAGAUGUAAAUAAUCGUAGAGCGUCAUAGCUUGAUUCGUAUGAUAAAUACGCUGGCGAUCCAAUCUUUUAACUACGCGAUCGAUUAUGACAAAUACUCGUCGCUGUGUUUGCCAUGAAUAUUUCUACAAUGAAAUACGCUCGCUUGUUUCUUUCAUGUACGAUUUGUUCAUGGAAAAAACGGGCAACGACAAGAAUGCCUGAAUGAAAUAUCAUAUGGAUAUGGACAAAGAUCGUGAAGCAACAUUAAAAAUUGGAUUCGUCCGCAGCAAUUGUAUAAAAAAACGUAUAGUUGAUUUGAAUCGUUCGAUAAGCCCGCCCAAAACAAAUUUCACAGAAAACGAAAUCUCACGAAAGUAUACGAGGCAUGUACCGUUGCAGAAUUGAAAUCUCCAAUUAGUCCAGAUUUUGCAGCAGUUUACGAGCGUAGUUCGUAUAUCAUAUUUUUCUUUCGGAACGAGUGUCGUUAAAAGUUAUUAUUGUAAAAAGUUCCUUUUUGCAUAUCGACUUGACGAGUAGACUUCCAUCAUCGUGGAAGACGCGCUCUUUUACCCGGAGCCGUACUCGCUCUGUGAUCUUGUGAUCUUGAUUAUAAUAAUAAUUAAUUACCACUUUCGUUCGAUCACGCAAUGUCAUCAUCUUUUACAUGGCGCGUCGUUCUUGUACGUGCAUGCGAACGCACAUGAACACAUACACGCGCGUACGAACGCUCGUCUAUGUAUAUUAAAAUAAAUUAAACUUACAUUUUUGAGAAUUAAAA
Messenger RNA from Frieseomelitta varia, 5173 nucleotides. RefSeq names its product transcription factor collier (gene kn). Bases 1445 to 2995 code for a protein of 516 amino acids. Gene Ontology annotation, molecular function: RNA polymerase II cis-regulatory region sequence-specific DNA binding; DNA-binding transcription factor activity, RNA polymerase II-specific. The record is from RefSeq and is a predicted model, not a curated record. NCBI's taxonomy places the organism in Eukaryota, Metazoa, Arthropoda, Insecta, Hymenoptera, Apidae. Gene Ontology annotation, biological process: regulation of transcription by RNA polymerase II. The transcript is spliced from 13 exons.